AUGCAAGUGCAGUUUUUGACGCGGGUGCGAUCUUUGGCCUCACGCGUGGGGGAAAAGGCGCGGGUUUUUCCCGGCGAUUUCAUUUGGCCCUUUGUCCUGCUGACGGGAGAGUACGCGCAUGUGUGCGUGAUUGCCUACCGCACGUUUAUCCACUUUCGUUUGCGGCAGGCACUGCGCAUCACCUUCGGUGUCCCCGCGGGCGGCGUUGUGCUGUACAUGGCUCAUGCCUCCUGGGCGUGGUACCCGGAGCCGGCCGCCGCCAUAGACACAAGCUCCGUCGCGGGGCACCGUCCCGUGUUUCACUCCACCGCCGAGCUGCUGGACUUUGCCUCCACGUGCUCUCGCCGCUACCACCGCCUCUGUGAGUCGGGGGAGGGGAUAAGUCCCGCCUGCCUGAACGAGUUGGUGGGUGACAUGCUCACCAUCCUACGCUCCAUUGAGGCGAUUGAGGGGAGCUUUGAGGAGCGGGCGCUGGUGACGGCCUCGCUGACCGUCACGGAUCCCUCGCGCGGGGUGGAGCAGGAGGCGUCACCCGCCGAGCUAGUGCUGCGCGUCGUGCUGCUCGUCGCGCUCGAUCAGGGGUGGUUCGACAUUGUAGAGGAGGCGCGGAAGAUGUACGGCAACCUCGUGCGCGAGCACCCCGUGCCGCCGCAGGCAAAUGUGACGAGCGCCGUGGCGGACUUGUGCGCACUUUCUUACGAGCUGGAGAGUUGCACGAGUUCGUCGGAGGUGACUCUGUUGCAGCGCCAACGCGUGGCCCGCGCCAUUGACGCGUUUCGCCCAGGGAGCUCGGUGCGUGAGCGCUGCACAAUUGCCGCGGAAAUCGGCGUUCUCCCUCUUGUCGAUCUCGACAAGACAACCCGCUGCCUUAUGCUGACGCGUCGCAGCCCUGGGCGGCGGCCGCAGCUGAUCAUCACGUUUGUCGGUUCAAACAGCGUGCGCAAUUGGUGGAGAAACCUUCGCUGCGACCUGACGGAGCUCCCCGCCGAGUUUGGCGUGCAGGCGCGUGUCCACAAGGGCUUUCUGCAGCUACUGGAGUCAAUCGCGUUUGAGGAGGUCGCCGUGGAGUUUGACCAAAUUAUCCUCAUCGGCCACAGCAUGGGUGGGGCGCUGGCGCAGCUUGCCGGACUCUACUUGGCGAACGAGAGGCCUGAGAGGCGUGUCACGAUCCUGACAGUUGCCUCCCCGCGUGUUUUUGCCUCCCCGUGCGGCGUUUGGCGGCGUGUCGCGGAUUGGAUGCGCGGUCGAGACGGGGCGGGAGAGGCGGCGGCGAUCGCGCCGCCCUGCAACUGCCGUCAUAUACGCGCCUUCAUGUGUGCGGACGUCGUGCCGCGGCUGCCUCCCGCCUUUCUUGGGUACCAGCACGUGGGCACGCCACUGCCGCUGCACACGGGGUGUCCCACGCGGAUGUCGUACGUUGGCUGGGGGCUGUGGUCCUGCCUGUUCCACACGGCGGACAUGUACAAGGCAGUGCUGGAGCGACCGGCCGUGGCGCAGCUGCACCGCUACGAAGAUGUGUCUGCAUCUUCUGCCCAUUGA
Molecule: messenger RNA, 1539 nt
Organism: Trypanosoma conorhini
Lineage: Eukaryota; Euglenozoa; Kinetoplastea; Trypanosomatida; Trypanosomatidae
Product: lipase-like protein
Exons: 1
Coding region: 1-1539 (512 amino acids)
Biological process (GO): lipid metabolic process
Source: RefSeq, a predicted model, not a curated record